Messenger RNA from Anas platyrhynchos (mallard), 3899 nucleotides. The record is from RefSeq and is a predicted model, not a curated record. NCBI's taxonomy places the organism in Eukaryota, Metazoa, Chordata, Aves, Anseriformes, Anatidae.
GAUGCCUUAUGCUACACUGAAAUAAGAUGAAGAUGCAUUUAAGCAAGUAUUUACAAUAUAACCUUUCAAAGCACAUUAUUUAACUGCUUGUCUCUUUCCAUUUGCAUAUAAUAAUAAUAUUGCUAUUAGAUUCUUCUUAGAGUCAUUUAUUCAUGGUGGAUAGUAUCACACUGAGUACUUAAUCCCAGAGCUUAGUGGUCUCAAUCACCCAAAGCAAUAUGAUGUUAAACAUCACGUAGAGCAACGAGAGAGAGAGAGAAGAGGUGGUGCUCUGAAAGGUUGGGUGGAAGCCUAAUAUCUAUAUGCAGCAUCUCUACACAGUGCCUAUAUUCAAACUGGGAGGAGCUUUAUAGAAGCUGGCAAAUCAAUGCUAGCCUCUACAGGUGUUCAACAUGAGCUCAUCCUGAGCAACAACAUGGGACAAAGCAGGAAGGUCUUUAUUUGAAAAUGCAUUAGUAGAAUUCAAUUGCAUCGGCUGGCUCAUGUUGUAGGAGCUAUCCUUUGUGGAACAAAAGGUAAGUAGGACUGGAUCGAUGCGUGAAUGGGCUUGCAAUUGAACACUAACAGUUUUGUGCAUGAUAGAGAAGACUCUCUUUGAAAAGAUGUGGAAAACUAGCAUAAACAGAUGAACCAAAAAAAAUGUCUUGCAGCAACUUUCUGAAUGGAAAUGAAUGAUUGAUUUGUUGAGGCCAGAGAAAAGGAUGUCAGCGAUAAAGAAGAUGAGGAAAACCCGUGCAAGAGUCCCAGCCACGUCAAUAAAUCACAGAUUUACUUCUCCCUACCUUGAUUUACAUCUCCACAGCAGUUUAGAUCAAUCUGAGCUUGAACCUCACAUUCCUGGCAGUGAGGUUUUACCCCCUUCUUUGCACAGCUGGCUGUAAAAUAACUCAGUAAAAAAGUGAUUGUUUUCAGUCAGAUUUGUCUAGCGCACGGUUAUUACCAAGACUUUAAAUGGAGACAGCUUAAGUUUGAAAGGAGACAGUAGUAUGAGGCUGUCAGAGAAGGAAAGGGAGGAGAGACUUGAGAUCAGAGCUCAUCAGUGCUCUUGCAGAUGAGGGAAAGAAGCACAAGGGGAACCUACUGAUGUGCCAAGCUGAAACAGCAUUUGGGGAAGCAGCAACAGCAAGAAUAAUUGCAAAAGCUAAGAUAGGUGGAUAAUUAGCUGUGCUAAAAGUGACUGACAACCAAAGAAGAGAUCAGUUGAAGAUCUGUUGAGAAACUUUCAGAUGACAAGAGGAAGCAAAACUAUUUUUGAAGUGGAUUUACGGUAGAACCAGACAAGAGAUGUGGUAGGAAGACUCUUAAAAGUGAGGUGAGGAGAAGCACUUCUACUGAAGGAUUUUUAAUUUUUACUUUUUAUGUAAAAGAGACAAGUGUGUCUGAGUGGGUGCUGGGCGGUCAGAGCAGAGCAAAUGACUGAAGAUGUGACUAAAUGAAAGAGCGAAUGUGAGGGUAAUCAGGAAAAUAAAUAGGAUGAGGUCAAUAGGGCAAGUGAUGGAGUUACAGAGGAAAUUUAGGUAAGAUGUUUGUUAUCACUUAGAGAUUUGUAGAAAGGGGAAGCGUCAUGAGAAUAUUUUGUUAAUUUUAUCUUUAAAGAAAAUUGUGAGAUAGCAAAUAGAGGAAAGCAGAAAGAAAGGCUUGAAAUGGGUUAGUCAGCAGCAAUAAAAAGCUAGCUAGGAUUACAUGUGUGCAGAUAAGCUGCACAAGUAGAAUUGUUUAGCUGUAAGAAGGCAGAAAUGGAGGAGGGAGCAGGCUUGCAGGAGAGGAAGUUAGCUUGAUCACAGGAUUUCCGUCAGAAACACUUUGCACUGCACAAGCAAGCAUGGAUGAAGCAGGUGCUGAAGUACAAAAGAGGCAUUUGAGUUCUGACUUAGAAGCGAAGAUGCAGAUGUUAAUGCCUGAACCUCAGAUUUUUGUGGAAAGAACUCUGGCCCUCAUCAAACCAGAUGUCGUUGAUAAAGAGGAGGAAAUAGAGGAUGUCAUUCUCAGAUCAGGAUUUUUGAUCGUUCAGAAACGGAAGCUCCAGUUAAGCCCAGAGCAAUGUAGCAACUUUUAUGCAGAACAAUAUGGAAAAAUGUUUUUUCCCAAUUUAACAGCCUAUAUGAGCUCUGGACCUCUAGUUGCUAUGGUUCUUGCCAGACGUAACGCAGUCUCGUACUGGAAGGAAUUGCUCGGACCAUCAAACAGCAUAAAAGCUAGGAGGACUCACCCUCACAGUUUAAGAGCAAUCUAUGGGACUGAUGAGCUGAGGAAUGCGCUUCAUGGCAGCCUCAACAUUUUUUCAGCAGAAAGAGAAAUUCGAUUCAUGUUUCCAGAAGUGAUCUUGGAGCCAAUUCCAGCUGGGCAGAGAGCUAGGGAUUACUUGAACCUUUAUGUAAAUCCUACCUUACUAGCAGGGCUCACUGCACUUUGUAAAGAGAAGCCUGCAGAUCCUAUGACUUGGCUUGCUGACUGGUUGAUUGAACACAACCCUAAUAAACCCAAACUACGACAUCAAAUCACUGAAGAAGAGCAUCGGGAGUGAAAAACAUCACUCACUGGAAACCACCUCAAGCAUUCAAAUUACAGAUCUAUAUUAUCAUUGGCACUGUAUCCCUUCGGUGUUCAAUUAAUGUAAUCUGAAGUAAAUAUUGUCUUAACUACCCAUGUCUUUGUGGGAUAAACCUUCCAGUUAACCACGAUUUAAGUUAGAGUAGCUUUUCUGUUGACUUGGAGAAUGCAGAAUUACAUGAUAAAUUUACUGUGUCAAGUGAUUAGAAAAAGAUGAAAUGAUCUUGUGGUGUUACUUAUACUGCUGCUUUCCCCAGUCACCUUGUUUUGUCUGUUUGGGGAAAACAAAAUUAUUUAGACCACUGCAGAUUCCUCAAUGCCAUACAGCUGGCCCAUCCUUUGCAAAACUGUAAUUUGUCUCCAGCACUUGUCAAGAGGUGCAAAUCCCAUUAUGAAGGAGAGGUACCUGAAUGUAACUUAGAAAACAGGUACUGGUGGUAUCGUAUUAGCAACUUGAGAAUUUUUAUUGUUGGUUACAUCACCGAGCUAUGGUCACUCUUACAGAUGAUUCACUCAAGGCUGAUGUAUUUUGUCAGAAUAUUAUUUGAAGGCCUUAAUUAAAGCUACAUUGAAUGUACAUUUCCUAUCUCGACAGAAAAAAAACACAGUGGUUAUAAAUCAGUCUCAGAUUUCCAUUAGAAGUCACAAGAAGGUUUACUUUAGUCAAGGACUAAUGAUAUCUUCCAACACUUGUUUAAAGAAAGGUGUUUAAUUGCAGCAGCUCACCUUAAGGGUGUUUUCUGUGUUCUACUGCACUUAAAAGGUCUGCCGCUUUCUGCUGUUUUCCUUGUAGUGUUGGUUACACUUGGACUUUAAUGUGUUCUGUUGGAGAAUUUCAAGCGAAUGCAUUAGGGGCUGUGUUGUUCAACAGACAAUGUGUUAAUCAUGCACUAUUAUCUAUUAUUAAUGUAAUUGGACUUUUUUUGUGGGGGCUGGGACAUGGUUGGGGUCCUUUUUUGAUUUCUUAUGUGUUGCAUUUGCCCUGUUAACUUCAAGGUUUGCAUCCUAUGGCUUUCCUGCCUUGCAUGGAGAAAACAAUGUUGUUCUGCCAGCUCUGAAAUAUUAGCAUUCUUGACUAAUACUAAAUAAAUAAACAACUUCAUAGUUUAUUUUAUGACAAGCCUUGCUUGAUUAAUUACCAGAAACAUUAAACUUUUUUUUUAAAGCUAAUUGUUUGUUUAUCUUUUCAGUGGAGUAAGUGACUGUUGCCACCCCAAAGAAUAAACAUACCGAAAAGCAGUCCCUACAAUAGUGAGAUCUACAAGUCUUGAGACUUAAGAGUUUGUUUUUUUUUUUUUUAAAAAAAAAAGAAAGCCCAAAACCUCAUCUAUGAAGAAAAAAAAAAAAAA